AGAUGGCGGAGGAGGAGGCCGGGUUGUGACCCAUGGUGGCUCCCGAGUGAGGAGGGGAGCGGGGAAGUCGGGUCGGGGCCAUGGAGCACAUCACCACCCCGAAGGUAGAAAAUGUCAAAUUACUAGAUCGUUAUACCAAUAGGAAGCCAGCAAAUGGGACGUUAUACCUGACAGCUACCCAUCUGAUCUAUGUGGAUGCUUCAGCUGAAGUCCGAAAAGAAACGUGGAUUCUACAUCAUCAUAUAGCUACUGUGGAGAAGUUGCCUCUGACCACAUCUGGAUGCCCAUUGCUUAUUCACUGCAAGAACUUCCGUGUGGCACACUUCGUCAUUGGACAUGAACGGGAUUGCCAUGAAGUGUAUACAUCCUUGCUUAAACUUUCACAGCCAGUGAAACCUGAAGAACUUUAUGCAUUUUCUUAUAACCCCAAAAUGCCAAAAGAUAACCGGGAGAUUGGAUGGAAGCUGAUUGAUUUAAAAGUAGAUUAUCAGCGUAUGGGAAUUCCAAAUGACUUCUGGGAAAUAACGGAUGCUAAUAAAGACUAUGAGGUCUGCAACACGUACCCUCCAGAAAUAGUGGUGCCAAAGGCUGCUAAUAAAGCAACUGUGCUUGGAAGUUCAAAGUUCAGAAGCAGAGGGCGCAUCCCAGUGCUUUCCUAUCUUUACAAAGAAAACAAUGCUGCCAUAUGUCGCUGUAGCCAGCCUCUCUCUGGGUUCAGUGCUCGCUGUCUGGAGGAUGAACAGAUGCUGCAGGCAAUUAGACAAGCCAACCCGGGGAGUCCCUUCAUGUAUGUUGUAGACACAAGGCCAAAGUUAAAUGCCAUGGCAAACCGAGCUGCUGGUAAGGGUUAUGAGAAUGAAGAUAACUAUGACAACAUUCGCUUUAAAUUCAUCGGCAUAGAGAACAUCCACGUGAUGCGGAGCAGCUUGCAGAAACUCUUGGAAGUGUGUGAAACAAAAUCUCCCUCAAUGAGUGACUUCCUUACUGGCCUGGAGAACUCGGGCUGGUUACGGCACAUUAAAGCUGUAAUGGAUGCUGGAGUCUUUCUUGCUAAGGCAGUGAAAGAAGAAAAAGCCAGUGUCUUAGUCCACUGCUCAGAUGGGUGGGAUCGUACAGCUCAAGUCUGUUCACUGGCUAGCCUCCUCUUAGAUCCGUUUUAUAGAACAUUUAAAGGACUCAUGGUUCUAAUAGAAAAGGAAUGGAUUGCAAUGGGCCACAAGUUCUCACACAGGUGUGGCCAUCUGGAUGGUGACCUAAAGGAAGUGUCCCCUGUCUUCACUCAGUUCACUGAAUGUGUCUGGCAGCUCAUGCAGCAGUUUCCCUGUGCAUUUGAAUUCAAUGAGCGGUUCCUUCUCGAAAUCCAUGACCACGUCUACUCCUGCCAGUUUGGCAACUUCCUUGGGACUUGCCAUAGGGAACGGGAGGCUCUGAAGAUUUUUGAGAAGACCCAUUCCCUGUGGCCUUUCCUAUUACAGAAGAAGCAGGAGUUCAGGAAUCCUCUGUAUAAGGGAUUCACAGCUUACAAGGAGCUUAAGCCAAACACUCUACCUUUCAGUUUCCAGUUCUGGUGUGGAAUGUAUAACCGCUUUGACAAAGGGAUGCAUCCAAAGCAGUGUGUGUUGGACCAUCUCCUCAACUGCAUGAGCCAGAAGAUGAAGUUGGAGGACAAUGCAACUGACCUGGAAAACAAGCUGCCCUUCCUAGAUGGUCCCCUGCCAGAUGAAGUUUGCUCCUUAUCUAAAAUUGUAAAUGCCUCAGUUGAGUCUUCGAAAACCCCAAUGCUGAACACUCCCCAGGAUUACGAAAGUGAACCACCUGCUCUGUUGACCAAUGGUGCCAUAGUGGAGGAAGUCGACAUCAUGCCUGAUCAGGACCAAAAGAAUAAAGAGAACUUUGUUAAUCAUCAUGACCUUCCUGACCUUCACAGCACCAUGGAAGUUAUAGAAUCAGACGCUAAAAAAGAAAAGCUGCAGUACCAGUGA
Emys orbicularis (European pond turtle) is the source of this 1982-nucleotide messenger RNA. RefSeq names its product myotubularin related protein 8 (gene MTMR8). The transcript has 14 exons. The record is from RefSeq and is a predicted model, not a curated record. Lineage: Eukaryota; Metazoa; Chordata; Testudines; Emydidae. Gene Ontology annotation, molecular function: phosphatidylinositol-3,5-bisphosphate phosphatase activity; phosphatidylinositol-3-phosphate phosphatase activity. Gene Ontology annotation, cellular component: membrane; cytoplasm; nuclear envelope. Gene Ontology annotation, biological process: phosphatidylinositol dephosphorylation. The coding region runs from base 81 to 1982 and encodes 633 amino acids.